Messenger RNA from Phlebotomus argentipes, 1679 nucleotides. RefSeq names its product KAT8 regulatory NSL complex subunit 2 (gene dgt1). The transcript is spliced from 5 exons. Lineage: Eukaryota; Metazoa; Arthropoda; Insecta; Diptera; Psychodidae. Gene Ontology annotation, cellular component: NSL complex. The record is from RefSeq and is a predicted model, not a curated record. The coding region runs from base 74 to 1534 and encodes 486 amino acids.
CAUGCGAAGCUCGCGUCUAGUGAAUUUCGCAAGGUUUUUCCUUUACGCACUUGUGAGGUGAAAACGCGUGAAAAUGCAGAGUUCACCCAUAAAGAAGGUCAACCAUGGUGAGGUGCAGCUGCGGAAGCCACCCACGACGACGCCGGAAGAGGAGAAAGCCCUGCGCGAUCAGCUUCAUGUGGAGAUUGAGAACAAAACAAAAGCGUGCGCCUUCACGAAGCACGACUGCACUCUGCCCAGGCUCGUGGGCUUCGAGUACUGCCUGAAGCACAUCCUGCAGGAUCCCAAGGCGCCGUACAAGCAGUGCGCCUAUGCGUAUCCCAUCACCGGGAAGAAAUGCCUGCAGCCGGCGCCAAAGUACGAGUCGCGGAGGAAUAUUGCGUUCACGAACUUCUGCUUUGAGCACAGUCGUCUCAAUCAGCUGUCCAAGACGCAGAGCACCACCGGGAAGCUGAAGCAUCUGGAGACUCAGGAAUCUCUCCUCAAUGAACUCUCUCACUACGUCAAGGUCGACAAAUCGCCCUCGAUUUCCGGCCAGGAAGCCGAAGUGGACGUGACAACGCCUUGUCUGGACCCUUUCCUUGAGAUCAACAGUCAGGCUGUGAAUGAAAGAGGUCGGAAGAUCCUGGACUACGCUUCUGACAGCUCCACAGACGACGACAUGCCCACAAUCAGCAACACCUGGAGAGGCUACGAGAUGGACAACUCGGACAACGAGAGCGUGGAUUCGCAGAACGAAGAUCUGCUCAAGCACGCGAGCAUCUACACCACGGAGGAGGCCACGAUGAUCACGAAGCAGAAGCUCAUGCGACUCCAGUCGCUCUACAUCGAUCAGUUUGAGCGUCUGCAUCAUGUGCUGCGCGAGAAGCGCCGGAAGUACCUUCACUCGCUGCGCCGCGAGCGCGAGACGUAUUGCAGCAUCCACAAUCAGUCGCGUGACACGCCGCGCGAGCGUCGGCUGUACCGGAAGCUGAAGGCGCUCAACCAGUACCACAAGCGGCACGGCGUGGAGGCGGUGCUGCACCGGAAGCGACUGGAGAGGCGCAGCAAGGCGAUCGCGGGCUUGGCGCAGAAGACACCCUUCCACAAUCGCUGCACCUUCACGGAGGGCGGCGUGAAGUGCAGCGAGCGCACGGUGCCGUGCUGCAAGUUCUGCAGGAAGCACAUCCUGGAGGACAAAAAGCAGGUGCUGUUCCGGGCGUGCAGCGUGGAGAAGAGCGGCGUGGUGUGUCAGGAGCCGGUGCCGAUGAUCUACGACGACGCCACGUGCAUCCUCCACAUCGACAUGCCGCCGGCGCGGACGUACGUGCUGAAGAAAUAUGAAUCCGAGUCCGAGGACGACGAGCCGCCGGCGAAGGUGAAGGUGGAGGAGGAGAUCAAGGAGGAGGAGGAGAAGUCAGCGGAUCCCGCGGAUGAGUCGCCGCCCGUCGCGGCCGAGGAGGCCGUCGCCGAUGUCAGUCACGAGGUGGAGGUGAAGCAGGAGCCCGACGGCCUGGAGAGCAUCGUGGAGGUGAAGGAGGAAGUUGUGGAUUGAAGGCGCAAAAUUCAAUAAAUUUUAUUUCAUAUUCAGAAUCCGUUCGCGAUAAGGAGCGCGCAAAAAUAAUGGUUUAUCUAUUCAGAAAAAAAAUAAAAGGGAGGAGAGAAGACAUGGAAAACACGUGUACGGAGAUUCUCCUCAG